AUGAGAGAACGCAGUCAGCACAGUCGCAGUGGACACGUACUGUAUGUAGGACUAUUUAGACACCCAGGAAUGCUUCACAGGGCUAAAUACAGUCGCUUUAGGGAUGAUUUUAUAACAUCAUUAGAGGAAGGUACACAAAGUAAUUCUUUAAAUAUCAAAGGCUCCUCUUCAUCUUCUCAUUCCUCCACACCUCAUUUACCAAUUGAGGAUGUCACCUUGGGGACACAGGACAGUUCCACCACUUUGUGCACUUUGAUACCCCGAAUGGCUAAUAUUAAAUUAUCCAAUCCAUCCAAUCUGCCUGGUUUUAAAAACUUCUGUCUGGGGACAAAAGAGGUGCCAAGAAUUAAACUCACAGAGUGUGUUACAGUUCCAAGCAGCCCAACCUCACCAGAAAUCAGUUUAAUCAGCUGCCUGCCUACUUCUUAUCCACGGCAGGACCCGGACAAACUUGAUGUAAAUACAAAAUCUCAAGAUGACUGCAACUUGCUGGGCUUUGAGUCUGCCCCUCUAAGCAAACAGGACAAACCUCCGGUGCAGAGCGGAGAGGACAUUGUGAAGACUGGCAUGACCUACUGUGUACGAUACAUGGGCUGUAUUGAAGUGUUGCAGUCAAUGAGGUCUCUGGACUUUGGCACCAGGACACAAGUCACCAGGGAAGCAAUAAGCCGACUGUGUGAAGCUGUAUCAGGAACAAAUGGAGCUAUAAAAAAGCGGAAGCCUCCAGUUAAAUUUCUGUCUUCUGUGCUUGGCAAAAGUAACCUUCAGUUUUCUGGCAUGAAUAUAAAACUGAUCAUCUCCAUGAGCAGCCUUACUUUGAUGAAUGUUGAUACCCAGCAGAUUAUUGCCAACCACCACAUGCAGUCCAUCUCAUUUGCCUCUGGAGGUGAUCCAGAUACAACAGACUAUGUUGCAUAUGUAGCUAAAGAUCCUGUUAAUCAGCGAGCAUGCCAUAUAUUGGAAUGUCCCAACGGAAUGGCUCAGGAUGUAAUAAAUACCAUCGGGCAGGCUUUUGAGCUCCGAUUCAAGCAAUACUUGAAGAAUCCUUCUACUCUAAUUACUUCCAAUGAAAGUGAAGUGAUGAAUCUUGAUGGAUCAGCUUGGAAUACGCAGGAAAAGGAGGAUUAUGAAUAUUACAAUGAAAUUCCAGGGAAAGAACCUCCUACAGGUGGACUAUUAGACAUGCGAAUGAAAGUGCAAACAGACCAAAGGGAAAACUGUCCCAUACAAUGUGAAAAGCAAUACUGUUUGGCUGGCAGCCCAAAAUGCAUCAACAUAUAUGAAAACUGUCCAGAAGAAAACAAAUCAGUGGGUAACUAUGGUGAAAGAUCACUGAAGGCAAAAAAAGAUGUAUCCUUACUGAAACCUGCUUGCAAAAUGGAUCUUUUUGAUGACCCUUGUUACAUCAACACUCAGACCCUGCAAACUACAGCCUACACAGCUAGAGGCCUUGCAUCAGCCCAGGUCUAUGGGAGCCCGCUGUGUCAUGAAAAAUUGCCGGAAGCUGUUCAGCAGCGUGCCACAACCAACAUGGAUAGUGUAUGUGUUCUGCCACAAAUAAAGCAACAGUUAAGGAAUGAAGAUUGUUACCAUGGCAAAUUAAACAGGAAAGCAGCAGAGACCCUCUUGGUCAAUGACGGGGAUUUUUUGGUGCGAGAGAGUGCAACAUCACCUGGUCAAUAUGUAUUGAGUGGAUUGCAAGGAGGGCAAGCAAAGCAUUUACUCUUGGUGGAUCCUGAAGGCAAGGUCAGAACCAAAGACCAUGUGUUUGAUAGUGUGGGUCAUCUUAUUCGCUACCACAUGGAAAAUAAUCUGCCAAUCAUCUCUUCUGGAAGUGAAGUGAGCUUGAAACAGCCAGUGAGAAAACAGAAUAACACAGGACACAUGCAAUACAACAAAUAA
This is a messenger RNA of Emys orbicularis (European pond turtle), 1902 nucleotides long. RefSeq names its product SHC adaptor protein 4 (gene SHC4). Gene Ontology annotation, cellular component: plasma membrane. The record is from RefSeq and is a predicted model, not a curated record. Bases 1 to 1902 code for a protein of 633 amino acids. Gene Ontology annotation, molecular function: receptor tyrosine kinase binding. NCBI's taxonomy places the organism in Eukaryota, Metazoa, Chordata, Testudines, Emydidae. Gene Ontology annotation, biological process: cell surface receptor protein tyrosine kinase signaling pathway; intracellular signal transduction. The transcript has 12 exons.